GUCAAUGACAUAUUUGCAAUUUUGCACUUUUGCAUAUCAAAAUCAAAUGGUCUUAUACAUACAAUUUCUUUACAAAAAUUACGAUUUUAAUACUUAAUAUUCUCGUCUACUUAUCUAUUACUGUUUUAAUUGAAAAUGGUUAGGGAGAUUACUACUGAUGAAGUUAAAAAGCAUCACGACAGAAGGAGUGCUUGGAUCAUAAUACAUAAUGAUGUUUACGACGUAACAAGUUUCCUGGGUGAGCACCCUGGUGGUGAAGAAUCUUUGCUGGAAUUUGCUGGGAAAGACGGAACAAAAGGUUUUGAAGAUGUAGGACAUAGUCAAGAUGCGAGGGAAAUGUUAGUAAAGUACAAGAUUGGUUCCCUAGCUCCAUGUGAUAUUAUCAAAAAAGUCCAUUCAUGUACCAGUUGCUGUUUAACACCUAAAAGAAGUAUGGAUAGCCAGAAAUCCUGGAGAACAUUUGAUGGUCCACCUAGAAGGUUACAGUCACCCAAGGCUUCAGUACGUAGCAUUCCGUGCGGACCAACAGAGAGCGAAAGAAGGAUACAGAAGAUAGUUGUUCCACGGAACAGGAUAAGAAUUCAUCCGUGCGAAAGACGUCAGCCUCCACCGCCACCAUCGAGUUCCAAAUUGAAAUGGGCCGUCAUCGCCUUGGCUGGUGCUAUUGUCAUCGGUUUCGCGUUGAAGAAGUACUUAAGCUAAAAGCAUGGAUAUAGUCAAAGGAAAACCGGAUAAAACCGGUUUUAACCGGUUCUAGUUUCACGUACAAAGUAGUGCGAUAUUAAGUUUAAAAACGAGCAUUUAAUUGGUAUGUGAUGAAUAUUUUUGUCCGUUUUUUAUUCCGUUAUGUACAGUUUGCGGUAACGAACAAAAAACAUGUCAAAACGUUU
Papilio polytes (common Mormon) is the source of this 890-nucleotide messenger RNA. Its product is annotated as cytochrome b5-like. The record is from RefSeq and is a predicted model, not a curated record. NCBI's taxonomy places the organism in Eukaryota, Metazoa, Arthropoda, Insecta, Lepidoptera, Papilionidae. Gene Ontology annotation, cellular component: intracellular membrane-bounded organelle; membrane. The transcript has 8 exons. Gene Ontology annotation, molecular function: heme binding. Bases 136 to 702 code for a protein of 188 amino acids.